GCUUUGUUAAUAACAACCUUAUGCUUUUAACAGGUCAUUACGGAAUCAAAAUGGUUGAAGCAGAUCGUCCUGGGAAACUGUUCAUUGGGGGCCUGAACACAGAGACUAAUGAAAAAGCCCUUGAGGCUGUGUUUGGCAAAUAUGGGCGCAUUGUGGAAGUUCUCUUGAUGAAAGAUCGUGAAACCAACAAGUCCAGAGGAUUUGCAUUUGUCACAUUUGAGAGUCCAGCAGAUGCAAAAGAUGCUGCCAGAGACAUGAACGGAAAGUCAUUAGAUGGGAAAGCAAUUAAAGUGGAACAAGCAACCAAGCCAUCCUUUGAAAGUGGUGGCAGGCGUGGACCGCCACCCCCUCCACGAAGCAGAGGUCCUCCCAGGGGCCUUAGAGGUGGAAGAGGCGGAAGUGGCGCGAGAGGACCACCUUCAAGAGGGAGUCACUUGGGGUCUUCUCGAGGGCCACUUCCUAUGAAGAGAGGUCCUCCUCCGCGAAGUGGAGGUCCUCCACCUAAAAGAUCUGCGCCUUCAGGACCAGUGCGUAGCAGUAGUAUGGGAGGAAGAGCUCCUGUGUCACGUGGAAGAGACAGCUAUGGUGGUCCUCCUCGCAGAGAGCCAAUGCCAUCCCGAAGAGAUGUCUACAUGUCUCCAAGAGAUGAUGGCUAUAGCACUAAAGAUGGUUACUCAAGUAGAGACUAUCCCAGUUCCAGGGAUACACGGGACUAUGCGCCACCUCCACGAGACUAUGCAUAUCGUGAUUAUGGUCAUUCCAGUUCACGUGAUGAGUACCCCUCUAGAGGAUAUAGUCUUUCCUCUUACAGUGAUCGUGAUGGAUAUGGUGGUGGACGUGAUAGAGACUACUCAGAUCAUCCAAGUGGAGGUUCCUACAGAGAUUCAUAUGAGAGUUAUGGUAACUCACGUAGUGCUCCACCUGCACGAGGGCCCCCGCCAUCUUAUGGUGGAAGCAGUCGAUAUGAUGAUUACGGCAGCACACGAGAUGGAUAUGGAAGCCGAGAAAGUUACUCAAGCAGCAGAAGUGAUGUCUACUCAAGUGGCCGUGAUCGUGUUGGAAGACAAGACAGGGGUCUUCCCCCAUCCAUGGAAAGGGGCUAUCCACCUCCUCGUGAUUCAUACAGUAGUUCAAGCCGCGGAGCACCCAGAGGUGGUGGCCGUGGUGGAAGCCGAUCUGAUAGAGGUGGAGGCAGAAGCAGAUACUAAAAACAUUCUUAAACUUUUGGACCAAGACAGAUUACUUCUCAAACAAACAAAAAGUGGAAGUUGUUCUAUCUUUACUACCAGAGGACUACUAAAAGGAAAAGUUGUUUUUACCUUUUUUUUAUUGUUGCCUGUUAAGUUUUCCCCUCCAUGACUUUUAUGCUUUUGUGAGGAAAAGUUAAACCAAUGUUUAAUUUCAUUUCAGAAUUGUUAACAUUUCUUUCAAAAAGCAGAUGUUAAAUGUAUAAAACUUAAGCUGUGUACUAGUGUUGUAAUUUUCAAAGUAAAGUUUCCCUGAAAUGCCACACUUCCCAUCUGAUUUUCCUCAUGAAUGGAACAAGCAGUUCUUAAGAUCUUCCACACAACAUCCAACCAUCUAACAUGGAGAUGGAUUGUUCUACAUAUUCAGCCUCUCCUUCUUAAACAAAGUAGUUGCUUGUGAUUUGGAGGGUGGUGGGGCUAUUCCACGCUAGAAGUUCAGUUUGGCUAGAUACUGAAGUCACAUGGUGUCCCUAAUACAAAAUGCCUUCAAAUUCUUGUGUAAAGAGAAAUACAGGAUAUCAGUCACUUGACCUGAAAAAGCAAAUGGAUAAUACUAUUCUUUGCCUUCCUACUGUUUGAUGGGGAGUUUGAAAAGAUCUCCCAACCACGUAAAAGCCAUGUACAUGUAAGUCAGCUACAGAAUACUGUAAAAUUAAAAAAAAAAAAAAAUAUGACCAAUUCCAUCAAAGAAGCUGCAAAACGGUGCUUACUCAUACUGUUUCAAAUUUUUGCAACUCUGUAGUGUCUCACUUUUAAAGGAACAUCUUUGAUUCCAAAGGAGAAAAUAAGAUAAGCAAAAGAAGUCUUUCUCCAACUUCUCAAAGGCUUAUGGCUUCAUAAAAACAAGUGAAUCUUUCAGCAUUCCACAACUGAUUUAAAGCAUCAAAUGCCUGUGAAACAGCAAAGAUGGUAAGCAAAGCAAACUAGUUUUUCAGUCUAAGUCAAAAUUGAACCAAAUUAUCUUCUAGUACAGUAAGACAAGCUGCACGUCAUGGCAAUGGAAGUGCUGUCUAGAUUUAAAAAAAAAAAAAAAAAAGGAAAUGCUGCAGUACAUUAGAAGUUCUCCAAAUUCAACAUUUCUUCUUGGAUAAAAGUAUUUAUGGCACCAAUUUUGAAACUAAGGACAUUGAGAAUGCAGCUCAGUGUAGACAGAAUAUUGCAAAGUAAGGUUGGGAGGGGGUAUUUUGUGCCCAAUACCUUUCAGUGAAGAUGCUUAAGCAGGCUGCUUAUACUAUAUUUUAAUAAAAUUAAAGCCUUGUGAAAUGAGAAAUAGGUUUAGAUUGAAAAAUGUCAGCUCGGCUAUUGGGAGUUUGAAGCAAGCCAUUGCAAACUUGAUGUUUAGUUGGAUGCCUGACUGUUUAGUUUGACACUGCAUUACAGGGAUAUUCUAGUACAUGUGGCAGAACCUGUGGCAAGUUGUGACUCAGGUAAAGCCAUGAAGUUCAAAAGAUGCUCUUGAAUAUAGUAGACGUGAAGACCUCCAACUAAAAAAAAAAAAA
Molecule: messenger RNA, 2746 nt
Organism: Struthio camelus australis
Lineage: Eukaryota; Metazoa; Chordata; Aves; Struthioniformes; Struthionidae
Source: RefSeq, a predicted model, not a curated record